UGUUGGCGUGUAUAUAAAAUAUUGCGCCGCAGGCUGUGGUGUCAGUUGCUGCAACAGAAGGAUAUCAUGAGGACUGCGGUCCUGUGGGGCCUGCUGGCCCUGCUGUGUCAGCACACACUGGUUAGCAGCCACAUACUGGGAAGGCCCUCCUCUACUGGGGAUCUGUCUCAACUCAAGUCUCUGCUGGAACGCUUUGAGGAGACCCUGGCUGAAGCGACCCAGGAGGAAGACCCUGAGGCAGAUUACGAAGGGACAAACCAGCAGCCUGAGAACAGCCAGGCCAGUCGGGGAUGGAGCCUGGAGCAGGAGGGGGACCAAGAACCUUCAAUAUCAGAGAGAACUCAACUGCCAGCUGAGGGCCACAGCAGGGCCGCGAGUCAGAGGAGCCGUCUGCAAGACCUGCUGUUGACCGCCAGGAAACGCACUUCUGGCUGCUUUGGGGCCAGGAUGGAUCGGAUAGGAAAUGCCAGUGGUCUGGGAUGCAACAAUGGAAGAGGAUAGCCUGACACUUUCCUGGGACACAUGCUGAAGGACACAUCCUUCGGAUUGCAUAUGUAUGGUUUUGCAUUAAUCACACUUAAACUAUGUGUGUAUCUUUCAUGUAUUUCUCUGAUUGAAGUGACAAAUGAGCUGCCUUUCAAGUAUGUCAUGAAUUUUGUUGAGUCCAUUAUAAAUAAUAUUCAAAGAAAAUGAAUGCUGUAAGGUGGGUUGCAAACAAACAAUUAAACUUGUUUUUUCAUAUGUA
Plectropomus leopardus (leopard coralgrouper) is the source of this 745-nucleotide messenger RNA. It is a transcript of the gene nppa, whose product is annotated as natriuretic peptide A. NCBI's taxonomy places the organism in Eukaryota, Metazoa, Chordata, Actinopteri, Perciformes, Serranidae. Gene Ontology annotation, cellular component: extracellular region; cytoplasm. The record is from RefSeq and is a predicted model, not a curated record. Gene Ontology annotation, biological process: cGMP biosynthetic process; negative regulation of systemic arterial blood pressure; neuropeptide signaling pathway. Gene Ontology annotation, molecular function: hormone activity; hormone receptor binding.